UGUCACUGAGCUGCCAGACACGCAGUGCCUCUCAGUAGUUCUCCCUGGAGGACAAGAGCUGGUUGGUUUCCUCGGCUUUUCAUCCAUCCUUUGGUCUCCAGAACCCACCCCGUCUGCGAGAGACACUGGAAAAUCCCUUCUCGGCACAGCUUGCCUUUAUGGACUCAGAAGCUGGUCAUUAUUGACAAAGAGAGUCAAGAAGAAAGUUUGCUGUGGACGGAGAUGAGUGAACACAAUAUAGCCUCUGAAGAAAUGAAAUUUCCCAACGCAUUUCAGAAGCAGAAGAGAAGACAUGCAAAAGGGAAGAGAGAAGAUUGCUCAGUUCUUCCCUGGCCGUUAUUUGCUGGAACUCUGGCCAUCUUGUCCCUCGGACUCAUGGCCUCCAUAGUAGUAAUCACUGUCCUGAUUACAAACCACUCUUCCAACCAAAGACAUCAAAGCCUUCCUGCACUUCCAAACACCACCACAUCCCAGAGAGAUUGUUAUAAUGGCACUUGCUCAGAAAACUGGAUUUGGAGUAGAGGGAGCUGCUAUUAUAUUUCCAAAGAAAGCAAGCCUUGGCCAAACAGUCAAGCUGCCUGCAAGAAAAAGAAUUCCAGUCUCCUGAAGAUAGACAGCAGAGAAGAGUUAGAAAGUUUCCUGAAAUACCUGAAAGCAUCCUAUUGGAUUGGACUGUCUCGUAAUGGCACAGCAGGGCCCUUGCUGUGGGAGGACGCUUCUGCUCUCUCCCAGGAUAAGUUUCUCUGCACCGUUGGGGUAAAUUCCAUAAUCCGCCUUAGAACCACUCUCCCAAAUGAAUCAGGGAGAAGGGAAGACUCCUAAAUUGGCAUCUGGGGGGAAAUUGUGGAUGGGAACAAUCCAGUAGUUUCAGACCAAACCUAGGGAAGUCCAUGUGUUUGAAAAUUCACCAUGGUCUCCCUGAGUUUCCCUCAUAUACUAGGGCAAGAAAUGAUCCGAAG
This is a messenger RNA of Ornithorhynchus anatinus (platypus), 959 nucleotides long. Its product is annotated as NKG2-A/NKG2-B type II integral membrane protein-like. Lineage: Eukaryota; Metazoa; Chordata; Mammalia; Monotremata; Ornithorhynchidae. The transcript is spliced from 7 exons. Bases 223 to 822 code for a protein of 199 amino acids. The record is from RefSeq and is a predicted model, not a curated record.